AACUGUAACUUUACCGUGGUUAUUAAAGCUGCAGAUUUGAGACAGGCAACUUAAACAGCAGCAGGAGGACGUAGGCCUACAGGAGGAACGUGUGGCACCAUGACGAUCAACCAAGUGUUACACAGCUGGAUGGAAGUGACAGAAGUGGAAGAGUUCCUGAGAGAGCCUCCGGCCGCUUUCUCCGUGGAGCUUCUCUGCUCGGGGUACCGAGUGCACAGCGAGCCGGAGAAGAGCUUGGUGCUCAUCGAUGACUUCGAGUCUUGCAGAGGGAAAAUAGUUUUCCAGAAGUCGCUGGGAAGGGAAGUUAAAAUGCACAAUUUAUGGGAAUACACAAGCAUGAGAAAGAGUCUGCUGACUAAGAGGAUAUAUUUACUGAUGUCUGCCUGCGAAGACAACUUUUCUGAGACCGGCAAAAAGGCAGCAGAUAAAGCUCGAGUGCUGAAGCAGUUUGUGGUGUCCAUAGACGGCAGCAAUCCUUUCAUCAAGUGGCAGAUGGAGAGAGGCCUGGACUGGACCAUCUCCUCUGUUGCUGGGGAAAGCUACAGGGUGGAUAUUGACUUGACUGAACUACUGGAGAGCUGGGCAGCAAAAAAACUCCACACCAUAACGGACAAACCCAUAAAAGUCAAACCUGUGUGGAGAGACGCCUCCUUCACCCUCAAAUACUACUCUGAUGCUCUCUUUGACUUCCCACACUGGUUUGGGUUUAGCAAAAGAAAAUUUAAUUUGAGACUGACAUGAGCCAGCAGUGGUUGGAGAGCAAGAA
Messenger RNA from Etheostoma cragini (Arkansas darter), 766 nucleotides. Its product is annotated as mesenteric estrogen-dependent adipogenesis protein-like. The record is from RefSeq and is a predicted model, not a curated record. Lineage: Eukaryota; Metazoa; Chordata; Actinopteri; Perciformes; Percidae. The transcript has 5 exons. The coding region runs from base 100 to 741 and encodes 213 amino acids.